This is a messenger RNA of Pseudophryne corroboree (corroboree frog), 912 nucleotides long. RefSeq names its product taste receptor type 2 member 43-like. The record is from RefSeq and is a predicted model, not a curated record. The transcript has a single exon. Gene Ontology annotation, molecular function: bitter taste receptor activity; G protein-coupled receptor activity. Gene Ontology annotation, cellular component: membrane. Bases 1 to 912 code for a protein of 303 amino acids. Lineage: Eukaryota; Metazoa; Chordata; Amphibia; Anura; Myobatrachidae. Gene Ontology annotation, biological process: sensory perception of taste; G protein-coupled receptor signaling pathway; detection of chemical stimulus involved in sensory perception of bitter taste.
AUGAACAGUUCUAUGGAGGAAGACUAUAAUAUACAACGUCUAAGCCUUACUGUUGCAGUAGGAAUCAGCUUUUUAACAGGGCUAAUGGUAAAUGGAUUUAUUGUUGCUGUGAACAUCACUGACUGGAUGAAACGAAGCCCAAUUACUGCCACUGACCAGAUUCUCACCUCCCUCGGAAUCGCAAGAAUGUUCUGUCUAUCCGCCAGCCUGUUUGAUUUCUUUUCUCAGGUUCUCUUGAUAAAUGUACCUAUCAUAUUUUACAUAAUUGUUGAAAAUAUUUGGAAUAUAUUUUUCUAUACCGGCAUCUUGUUAUCAACCCUUCUCUCUGUUGUCUACUGCUUGAAAAUCUCCAACUUCCACAAUGACUUCUUUCUACGCAUGAAGAUAAUCAUAUUACAGAGGGUCGCCCAUCUGAUUAUUGCUUGUUUUCUGGGUUCCAUUUGUUAUAAUUCACUAUUUUAUAUGCCAACUAGCUUUGAAUUUCCUAAGAAUUCAACAAAUGAAGAAUUUAAGCAGGGAAACGAUGAAUUACGACUUUAUAUUUUUUUAUUGGGUAACAUUGUGCCAUUUCUCAUAUUUUUCAUUUCAUCCUUUCUACUUAUCAUCUCUCUGUGUCACCACAUGUAUGGAAUGAGACAUGAUAGAACUGUAACUGGCCAUCUGGACACCUAUUACAAGACCAUAAGGUUUUUAACUUUUUCAUCCUUUAGUUAUGUUUUAUUUUUAAUCGCCAUUUUAACUUUAGGCCUUUAUCAAACCUCAAUUGACAUUUUAGGAUUUGAUUUUAUUUUUAAUGCUUUUCCAACUCUAAAUUCUAUUUAUAUGAUCUAUGUAACCAUCAAGCUAAGGACUCGGUUCUCUGGGAUUAUCCAUCAUGGAAUCAGCUGCUUGUUCAAUAGGAAACACUCUUAA